AAUGAUUAAUAAAACAAGUUCAUUUGAUUAGUAAUCAUUCAAUUAUGGGGUAACUCAAGAAAACAAACUUAAUGAUCCAAGAAUUAAGAUGAAGGAUGAUGAAUCAGAAUGGUUAUAAGGAAAUGAAUGUAUUGUAUGCGAUUUAAAUUUUUCUAAGUGUGGAAAAUUACAUCAUUGGUAUAAAUUUUGUUAAAUUUUGAAAGUAGAGUCUGUGGCAAUCCUGUUUGCAAAACUUGCUCUUAUAAAAUGAUCAAUGAUAAGAGAUCUUGCGAUCUGUGUUUUAAAAGAAUUUAGUUGGUAGAUUAAGAAAAACUUAAAAAACAAUAAAUAAAAACAAAAAAAGAAGCAAUACAAGAAUUAAAGAAUUAAAUCUCAAAGCAAUAACAAUAAAAUGACUUAAUGAAAAAUUAAUUAAUAGAUCUCUAAAAAUAAUUAGAAAUACAAUAACGUGAGCAUACUUAGUAGGAAAAGUCAUUGGAGGAUUAAUUUGAAUAGAAAAUAAAUAUGAUCAGACAACAGAUUGAGAAUAACAAAAGAUAAGAUUAAAAUAUUACAACAGAAAGAAUUCAGUUAGAGGAAAUUGAAAGGGAUAUUAUAGAUUUACGUAAUAAUAUUGAAACGAAAGAAUUUAAUAUAUAAAACAAAAGAUAAUUUUUUAAAUCAUAAAAUAAGGAUCUAUAGAAAUGUUAAGAGGAUUUGUUGAAUCUACAAUUAAGUGUAAUUAUUAUUUAUUAAGUUUUUAGUUAGAAUAAAAGAAAUAAGAAAAAUUAGAAUAAACAGAAAAAGAAUAAAUAGAAUAAACUGAAAAAGAACUAAAAAAAAAACAUGAAAAUAGAAUGAAAGAAUAAUCUGAAGAAUAUGAAAAGUAGAUUACUGAAUAAACUAAGUAAUAAAAACAUAAAGAAAACUGUAUUAUAUAUUGA
Molecule: messenger RNA, 923 nt
Organism: Paramecium pentaurelia
Lineage: Eukaryota; Ciliophora; Oligohymenophorea; Peniculida; Parameciidae
Source: the annotation of a GenBank genome assembly